Messenger RNA from Tetrahymena thermophila SB210, 768 nucleotides. RefSeq names its product tetratricopeptide repeat protein. Lineage: Eukaryota; Ciliophora; Oligohymenophorea; Hymenostomatida; Tetrahymenidae. The record is from RefSeq and is a predicted model, not a curated record. The transcript has a single exon.
AUGAUAGAAUUUAAUAAAUAAAUAGAUUUGAAGAAAAUUUAUUUGGAUUAAAAAGCUUGUAUUCCAUAUGAUAUAACAAUAAUAAUAUAGCUGGAAUAUUAGAGUUAAUAUUCUUCUUUCGAGUCUUGUAUUUUAAAUCUUUAAAAUUAGAAUUUUUUUAGGAAAUAUGAUCGAAUUUAAAUAUUGAUAUACGAUACAUAGUUGGAAAUAUUUAUGCCAUUCACUUUGAUAAGCAGUGAUCAUCAAUUAAAUUAGAUUAUAAACUCUUUAAGGGAUUUAGGAAAAUUGUUUAUUUAAGUUAAUUAAAAGAAGCUUAAAGAGUUAAAUUGGGUACAAGCAAUUGAAUUAUCUCUAAGUUGCAUUUAUGAACAUAAAUACAAUGAUUUUAUCAAUUUUAAAUAAAUGUUAAAAUCAGUAAAAGAAGGCUAUAAAAAUUUUAUGAGAUACAAACAUCUGAAGAUUUAAUAGAAUAUGAAUGAAUAAGAAAGAAAAUAAAUUAUUAUUCUAUUUUCAAAAUAACAAAAUAGCUAAAUAUAAAGCUUGAAUAUUAAUGAUGUGUACAAAUUAGUAAAUCAUCAAAAAUUAAUAAUUUAUCAUUUAAAGGAAUACUCUCUUUUAGAGAACUAAAGCGAACAAUACUAAACUCCUUUUUUAAAUUAUGAGUCUUUUGUUGAUGAUAUCCCAUUCAUUAAUUAGUUUAAAUAAUUAAGAGAGGAAGAUAGUUUAAAUGAAGAAAAUGAAUUCAUAGCAAUUCUAAAUAACUCUUGA